GGUGGGACGCUGCAAAACCUGACAGGAGGAAAACGGGGUCGCUGGUCUGUUGUGGACAUUUACGGCCGCUAUGGCUUCCACCCCCUCCGCGUCUGCCUUGUCUGCUGUUCUCCGGUGUCGCGGGAAUAUCUGGGCCAGGAGUCCGCAGACCAAGCGGCCUUCGACCUCGGCGUACAGCCUUGGACUGGCCGGCGGCGUGGUGCGCGACUCUCCAGCUGAGGAGUCAACGUGGGGGUCUUUUCUCCGUGGAGAGCGUGUUAUUGUAGGAAGAAGAGCGGCGGUGGCUUACGAGUUCUCUCGGGUUGAUGGUAAAGAUUUAAAGGACAUGAAUUCACCAAGUCACCCAAGAGUUUCGCAAUCCUCAGGGCGCGCGUUCUCAGCUGUGCCUGCCGUCCAAAACGCGCUGGUGCGUCAACUGACACGCACACUGGCACCCAACCUGCCUAGGAUAGAUAAAUGCUCCAAGAUUAUUCAAAGAGUCAAGUAUAAAACCACUGCUGAACAUCUCUGUAAGGUAGUUUUUGUUGAAGGUUGCAGUAAAUCCCAGGUUGGAGUUUUGAAAGUGUCCAUAACACCUCCGUGUUUAGUGGAAAAUACAGGACAAGUACCAUCUUUCCUGGUAACUGGGUGGUCAACACUGAAGAGCACGUGUCUGUCUCUGACUGCUCUGGUGUCUCAUUUCAUGUCUAUGAAGCUGGUUUGUAGGUUAAGCAGCAAUCACGAGGAUGCUUCUGGGCCUCUCCUGAACCAACAAGAGGUCAAAACCAGCAGAAACGAAGACCUGCAGGUGAGCCUGAUGAGACUUCAUAUAAUAUCUUUAUUUUUAUGGCACUUUUAAAACAGAAGUUUACAAAGUGCUUUGACAAACAGCUGUAAAGCAUCAGCACAUGGAAAUAAAAACAAAAGCUCAGUUAAAACCAAGGCCUCCGCACUGAAGGCCAAAUUCACUUGUCAAAAGAAACCCAGACAAUACAAGAACCCUACAACAUAAAAUGAGACCAUGAGGACCAAAAUGAAAACAUAAAAUAGGUAAGAAAAAGAAAUGUAGUAAAAAAAAGGGAGGUAGAAGGCAGGAAACAAGAUAGCAAAUAUAAAAAGACGAUAUUAAUAAUGAUAAUAAAAUCAUAUUGAUAACAAAAAUGAGCAGGAAAAAACAAAAUCAAUAAAAGGCCCAAAAGGUUAACUAAGAAAAGAUUAUAAGUAAAACAAAGGCUAAAGUCGAAAUAAGAUAGAGGUCAAAAAGAUAAAAGAGAAAAGACAGCAUCACAUAAAAGCAAGUCUGUAAAAGUGAGUUUUUUAAUUUGACUUAAAAGAAGCGACUGUCUCUGCUGUACGCCUGAUCUCCUCUGGCAGGUCGUUCCAAAGUCGAGGAGCUCUGGUGGAGAAAGAUCUGUCACCUUUAAGGUCCUUACACACUGGGAAUGACGCAAAUAUACGACGCGAAAUUAUGAACUAUUCUGAGGCAAAUUUUGACGCGCCUGACUGUACAUGUCAAGCGCAAUGCGAUUUUGCACCUUUCCAGGGGGAAAAAAGAUGCGUCCCGAGUGGAAGCGAGAAGACAGACACAACAGCAGACUGAGUGUUUUCAGUUCUGAUUAGACUCUAGUGUUGAGAUGUCUGUCUGUCAUGAUAGCAUGUCCUGAGUCGGGGCCAGUACCAGAUAAGAACAUUAAACUGUAAUCCAUAAACGUAAGGUAACAACUGAGACCUAAUGGUGCUGUGACAGCAACGCUGUGAAUGAGUUUGAGACAGUGAAAAUACAUAUUGUAUGUUGUAUCUGAACAGGUUAGCUUUCGAGCUAAAGUUACUUAGCACAGAUGAAAUUUAAAACAAAGACGUAUAGCAAACUGUUAAAGCACACAAACCAUCGUCAUAUGAGCGAUCCGACGCUAUGACUCUCCACAAGUUGUCCUUCAGGUCGUUAUCUAUGUAAUAUUUGUGUUUUUUAUGAAAAAGCACUCUGUUCUCCGACACGUAAACAAUCAGCCGGUCGGCCAUGUUGGAUAUACCAGAGAUAAAAAAAGGAGCAAGCCUGUUUAAAGAUUUAUAAGUUAAUAACAAAAUUUUAAAAUCAAGAGUUUUUGUCUACUAAAGUUCUAGUUUAAUUAUGCUUCCUUAAAAAGUGGUUCUCCCUGAACUAAAACACGUCAUAGCUUCAGACUGAACAUGAUGUUGUCGCUAAGGUAUGUUUGGCAUUUGGUGUUCUCGGGUCAUGUUAGGCCAUAAGUUAGCCUAGACUCCCACUACUUUCCUUAAAUACUGUUUUUAUGAGGCUUUGGCCAAUCAGAAUCGAGGAUUUUAAGAUGGACAGGUCACAAACCAGCUAUUAACCAGUAAUCUUAAUUUCUUUGGAUACAAUAAACACCGAGGUAACAACAGACAGAGCUUCAAACUUAGCAACCUCAGAGGGAUCCCAAAGCAGUCAAAGAGAUGCAAAUGAAGAUCUUAAAUAAGCAAAUCAUCAAUUAUAGUAUUGUUUAUUUGACUGCAUGUGUUCAAUACAUCUAUGCUGCAAGUCCUUUGAGUGCUUUAAAAGUAAUCAAUAAAAUCUUAAAAUCAAUUCUAAAAUUGACAGGAAGCCAGUGAAGGGAGGCUAAAAUUGGAGUGAUGUGAUGGCGUCUACUAAAACCAGUUAAAAGCCGAGCUGCUGCAUUCUGAACUAGUUGGAGGCGGGAUAUUGAUUUCUUAUUUAGACCAGGGAGGGGGGAGUUACAGUAGUCCAAUCUGAGAAAAUGAAAGCAUGGAUUAUUGUUUUAAGAUCUGCUGGGUGAGUUAAUUUGUUUCAUUAACUCACCUUUACAAUGACAGCACAACAUUUGUGUUGCUUUAUGAGACACUCGGUCAUUUCUGUCUUUUACUCAUUCUUUUCCAGGCAAAUGGUCAAACCCCCAGUCCCACCGAACUCGCCCCCACCAAGAACAACAGCGGCUCAGGACAGAGGAUCACAGAGGAUAGACCUGGCUGAGAGUCCAAGGCCUCAGCACCAAAAACACACACUGUGUUCUGACCUUAUUUAUUGACUUUUGCCAAACACACAUGCUGCAUUUGGACUUCAGUCCCCCGCAGUAAAACAAGAACAACAAAUGAACGUCUUAGAGCACUUUUGUUUUGAUCCACUGCUGAAGGAAAAGCCAACAAAACUGUAAGAAUGAAAAUCUGUGAUACCGAUACUUAACACACAUGCACUGUUUGAAGCCUUAAAUGUUGUACUUGAAGUUUUCACAGCCUCCUGGUGGAUGAUUAAAUAAUUACAGAAAAAUGCAUUUCUUGGCAUAUCUUGUAUGUUUAGCACUAAAACUUUGCAGGAUUACAUUUCAAAAUCGACAAGAGCGUUGGCACAAAAUUGCACCAAAACCUCUUCAGAGUAAGUGGACUGUAUAAACUUGAUAGACUUGUAAAGAAAAGUAUUGUUUCCACAUGUGCUUUAAAGAUGUUACUUUAUUUUCAGUGGAGAAUAUACAAAAACUAUGUGAGCUGACAAUUACUCAAUGGCAUUUAGAUAGUGUACAUCUACUUUAAUGAUGCCCAUCUGGUUUGGAGAUUUACUAUAAAUAUCACGGUCUUGAUUACCACUGAAAUAAUACAAGGAGGCAUGACUGAAAUAGUGACGCUGUGACUCAUAAAUAGAUAAAUAAUUCUGUCUUGCAUCCUAAAAUAGACUAAUGAAAGACGUUAAAUGAACUUAAAGGAUUGCAAAUGAUCUAGUGCAGGCUGACUUUCUAAGACUGUAACAGACAGUUUCUCACAAAACCACAUCAAUUAGGGUCAAACACACAGUAACACCAAGGUAGACACCCCAUCAAGAGAUAAAUGUUGCCGACCGCUUGCUUCUCUAGUUAUACCAACUUUAGUAACAACCGCAGGAUAACAAUACACAGCUGUCUGAGGAGCCAUAAACAAACCUCAACCAAAACGCCACUCUAUAGCCACAAAUAAUGCUCAGAACAGCACCUAACUUCAUCAACAGGACAUAUAGGGUCCCAGCCAUAGUACUAGCCACCAAACAUCUUCACAUGAUCAUAAAUGUUCUCCCUUGAGCUGCGCCACCCCGCUGUAGCGUUUGAUUGACUGGCCUGAGGUCUCGCUACAAACAAGCGGCUGCUGGGAGAGAGUAGGUGAGUUGUGUUAAGUCUCAUUGCUGAAGAAAUUAGUCAAAGUUAAAAAGAUGUUUGGUGGCUAGUACUUUGGCUGGGACCCUCUAUGUACUGUUGAUGAAGUUAGGUGCUGUUCUGAGCAUUAUUUGUGGCUGUAGAGUGGCGUUUUGGUUGAACUUUGUUUAUGGCUCCUCAGACCACUGUGUAUUGCUAUCGUGCGGCCGUUACUAAAGUUGGUAUAACUAGAGAAGCAAACGGUCUGCAACGUUCUACUCUCGACAGGGUGUCUAACUCUGCGUUAUGGUGUGUUUGACCCUAAAUUAAUUUUACGCUGGUAUAUCCCUUUAACCUGCUCGUGAACGCAUCAAAAACGAUAAACCAUCCGUGUUAAAAGGAAUGUUUUCUGCAUCAUAUCUGAACAAUGUUUUUCUGUUAAAAGUUUCAGUUCUCUUUAUUUUUUGAAUACAUGAUUUGAAACUGCAGGGAGUAUCCUUCACAGUGGUUUUGCCUACUAGAAAGGGGAAAUGAAUAACACUAUUUUAGCACUUCCUCAGAGUUAAUACCACUCAAAGUGCUUUAAACCACGUCAUAUUCACCCACUGGUGGCAGAGGCUGCUGUGCAGUGCGUAGAGCUGCACGGGAUCUGAAUUCACUCUCACACACAGAUGGCUUCACCUUUUGACUUUGACGUGUGAACAGCAAGAAGCAAGGAUCAAACUGUCAAUCUACUGAUUCAAAGAAGACGUGCUUUAUCUCUGGGCCACAGUCAUCCACGACUGCUUCACACGCUUUUAUGGUUGGAAACAAAGGGUAUCAAAAUUAUGCAGCAAGUCGAAUUUUGGUUGAGGUUCAAUCUAGUUUCUUCUUCUUAAAAGGAUGACAUGUUUAUCUGUAAAACCUUGGCCAAUCAUGCUUUUUAUAUUUCUUGUAUUUUAGCGUCAAUUUAAGUAUGUGAAAGAUAUUGUUCUAUGUAGCUUGGUACCAUUUUGUUUAGAUAAAUCAUAUAAUGUGGUUUUUACUACUAUUGUUGCACAACAGGGCAGGGUGAAGAAACUGUUCCUGCCCCAUGGGGAUUUAUUUUGCACUGAAACAUGAAUGCAAGUAAACCACAACAGCCACUCGGUAUAAUGCACGAUAAUGAGAAUACAUGAACCAUGGUCAUUAAAAAGUACAUUAUCCAAA
This is a messenger RNA of Xyrichtys novacula (pearly razorfish), 5276 nucleotides long. NCBI's taxonomy places the organism in Eukaryota, Metazoa, Chordata, Actinopteri, Labriformes, Labridae. The record is from the annotation of a GenBank genome assembly.